GUAACGUCGGCCGAAUCCGCUUAUGCAGAAGAGAGCUUUGGGAGGGUGCCUUAUAUUUCAUCCUUUUGCGUUCUUGGGUUUGCGUGCAUGUUUCAUCCCGAAUCGAAGUGUAUCAACGAGUUUCGUGCCCUUCCCCUGUAGCCUCUUUUAGAUUUGUGUCGACUGCUCGCCGUGACCGCUUCGGAAAGUGAAAAUGACAGCUGAUGAGGAAGAGGACAUCCCAGGCUCUGGGGCAGUAUGCACCUUUGGGAAGACCCGGUUCGCUGGCAACAUGCCUGGAAUGUUUUGGGUGAAAAACGAUCCCGUCAUGCACGUGGCCUGCGGGGACGAACACUCAGUCUUCAUAACGGCGGGAGGCCGUGUGUUCAGCUUCGGCAGCAAUGAGUAUGGCCAGCUCGGGCACGGCCACAAGAACACAGUGGUGCGACCGAAAUGCGUGAAAGCGUUGAAAGACCAGAGGGCUGUUCUCCUAGCAUGUGGACGGGCGCACACACUAGUUGCCACAGAUGACCAUCGGGUGUAUGGUUUUGGUGUCAACACCGAACACCAGCUGGGCCUCAACUCUCAAGAAUUUCAACACCCGGAGCCCGCGCUCAUCACCGCACUCACUGGGCUGCAGAUAAAGCAACUGGCUGCUGGGGCCGAGCACUCUGUGGCACUCACAGACAAGGGAACGGCUUAUGUCUGGGGUGGCGGCAAGGAGGGCCAGCUAGGCCUUGGGACCAAGACCACAGUUCCCUCACCUCUGGAGCUCAAAGUGGACAUCAGGAUAAUGUCCGUUUCGACGGGCUAUUACCACACGGCCAUUGUUUCGGUUGAUGGCAUUUUGUACACAUUUGGAGAGAGGGACGGAGGAAAGCUUGGCUUGCCAAAAACUCUGUGCUGCAAACGCUACAACAAACCGACAGAGGUCUCGACAAUCCCAGGAAAAAUAGUCUCUGUUUCGUGCGGUGGGACCCACACAAUGGCGCUUACAGCCGAGGGCAAAGUGUACGCUUUUGGCGAUGGUAGGAAUGGCCAGCUCGGGCUGGGGAACAAGACGCUGCAAAGCAACAAGCCGCAGCCGAUCCCAUUUGUUGAAGGCAUCAAGAUUGCAAAGGUGGUCUGCGGAGAAAGCCACACUGCUUUUCUCUCAGACAAGAGACAGCUCUUGACAUGUGGAGAUGCUCGCCACGGAAAGUUGGCGCUGGUCACUAACGAUGCCUCUGCGAACCAGUUUACACCCGCCCUGGUUGAGGAGCUGCUUUCAUACCAAGUCCAACAGGUUGCCUGUGGUGGCUGUCAUACGCUGGUUCUCGUCAUUCCUGGAUCUGGCCAGGAAGUCAAUGCAAACAAUGAAGUUGGCGCUACAGGCGAUGUGAAUGCAGCGCGUGCAAAGAGGCGUCAUCGAAAGGCGGCACUAAUUGAAAACGAACAAGACGAACCAGAUGCUUGCGAAGAAGAUUCGCAUGUUACGGCGAGAGUACUAAGCGAGACGAGUCGGCAACCACGGAAGGCGCCGUUACUCGUAGAAGCCGCGACGGACACCAGUAUCCGUCAUGUCGACAGCGACGUCAGUGACGACGACACGUCGGAAAUGUCUGUGCUGAACAAGACACAGGUAAUCAAUCACAUUGGAUCUAAGGAGAUAUUGUCCGCCCUUGAUCAAGAUGAGAAGCCACCAGGGUUAAAGAAGGAGUCUGCAAAAUCGCCUCAAGGAGCACUCCAGAAUGGGGAUAAAGCCAAACUGAAUGGGCCCAAAGAGGAACAACCUGUGGUUCCUGUUCCAGAAACACCAAAGAAAACAGUUUCACUGGCCAGCCAACCCAAGACUGACAGCGAGAGCGAGGAAAGGCGCGACAAAAUUCGGUGGCUGCCAGCGCACAAGGACUCGCCAAAACACCGCAAGGAACUGGAGCGCAUGGCUGAGAAGGCCGUUGAGAAAUCCUCCGAGGACUGCUCGGACAAAGGAACGCCAACGAAGCGUGCAGGAAAGAAAAAGAAAGAUGCAGACGCCGACAAGGAGGCCUCCAAAGAUGGAAAAGGAGAUGGAAAAGAUUCAAAGUCAUCGACCUGCGUCGUCAUGUGACCUGCACGAGUUGACUGCUAGUGGACGACGCCUGUCUGCCCUCGUUUCUCAACAUUUUUUCGACAAAGGCGGCUUCACGCAGCACGCUUUCCUCGCUUUUUUGUUUUUCCUCACGACAGCAUCUGCUCUUUAACCUUCUUCCAAAACAAGCAGCGAAAUGGUUGCUUCCGCAUCGUGUGUGGCAACUGAACGUGCAAGGAGGAUCACGUGGCGUUGUCGUCUGCAUCCGGUGAAUCAGCAUUUUCUGGCCUGUUGGUGAAGUGACUUCGUUUUAAGCGUGUAAUGUUUCAAUUGUCUGUUUGCUGUUGUUUGCGCUUCUGUUUGACAGGUGGCAAGCACCCCCCUUUUAUCUGCGUGAAUGUUUGCAUUUGUCUGUCCCCCUGAGUGGCGAUUGCCGAACACCUGUCGUGUUACUGCUGUUUUGGAGUUUCGUUUCACUGUCUUAGGGAGCCCUGAACAACAUUGUUUCCUCUGUUUGUUUCAGUGUUUUUUAAAUGUAAGCCUAUGACCUAUAUGCAUUACGUGAGCCAAGCUUUUACGUUGGAAAGGUUCGUAUUAUAAGGGCAGAGGCACUGGUAUUCUUUCUUUGAGAAAUUAGCCAGCCCUUAGACGUCAAGCAAUAUUUACUAAAUGUUCAUCAAUUGAGGUUAGUAGUAAUCAUCACCGGUCUGAUCUGCACGAAUAUAUAACGUAACAACAAAUACACCGGGAUGGAGUCGUAGAACGUUCCCCACGCUGACAGAUGUCGCAUCAUGCCUAAUACGUCUAGUGUAGCGUGAAAGGCAUUUCUGCUAAAUGGAAGCUUUGAUUUGCUGUUCCUUCAAUACGUACUAUUCUGAAAAUAAGCCAGGCUUGAUUCACAUUAUCACUUCUGGCGAUGAUUUAUUCUCGCUUUAUUGGUAUAAAGCUUUUAAUUGCUGGGAUGCAGCAUUCUAUGUAGUCUUUGCUUAUGGUGAUGCGUGCGACUAGCACGGUUGGUUAGCAGUUCUUCUCUGGCCUAGCCUAAAUUUCACGCUCCUGCUUUGGUGCAGCGAACAAACCUAUACUACAAAAACUUGAACUUUUCGGAAGUGGUGGUGUUAACCAUCGCACACUUUGCAGUUCUGCAGCAAUACAUUUUGACCAUUACCAGGAGACUUGAGGCACUCAAUUACUCGGUGCCGAUUUUAUUUGCUAACUGACGAAUGAACAACUGUUAGGAAUGUCAUCAAGACAAAGCCACGGACGAGUUUUUCCAUCUUAUUGCUUGUCUCGCGGCAUGCGAGAUAGGUUGUGCGUAAAAAUGUGUUCGUGCUUUUUUUUUAUCAACUAUUUAAUUAGUUCACGUGCUUUACGUCAGUGCUGCUACAACCUAGAACAAGAACAAUGUUUCAGACAAAGUCAUUAAGUGUUCUGGAUUUCAUACUUCCACACUAUCACCCCCAUAGUAAGCUGUCUGUUUCAACAUCGCCUGUCGAUGCUGAUGAGCAGCAUGUAGCAUCUUCACAAAUUAUUUCGUUUCUUGUUCCUCACUGGUGCGUUUUACUGCGCCGAGCGUUCGGUUCAGGCCAGAAGCCCAAAUUACGUUUUAUCGACCAAGAAUGGCCGUGUCAUGCGGGUUGUUCAGGGCUGCUUGAGAUUAAACGUGUGAAUGGUUUGUUCGACAUACACCUCGGGUAGCUUCAAGCUGUGCACUCACAUUGUACUUUCAGCGUGCACGUUUCUUCUCUCUGAAAGGCACAUGGACUAAGAGAUGGUGGAGAAUGUGGGAAAAAGUGCAAUCCGUAACAGCUUCUCAAGCAUGUGAUAUGUCUCAUGCUAUUUUCUCUUGCUUUUUUUUUUGUUUACGUACUACACUGAGACGUGGCAUUGUGACAAGCUCGCAAGACUUUUUUUUUUUACUUGGCGCUGACGCUUGAGUGUUGCAGUGUUGUCGGGAACAAAGUAGAGUUUGGAACUUAACGCCGCUUGCCUUCUGCGCGUUGCUGUACAUGGCUGGGUACGUACGUCACUUCUUGAUAUACAAGGACACCGAUUAAGGUCAGGAGUCUCCAAACUUUUUCACCCUGAGGAAAACCCCACGAACUUUCAAAAUGCCCAGAAAUCUGCAUGCAUUUGGACCCGGAUGCUCUUUUACCGAGGAUAGGAUGCAUGGCCUAACACAAAUGCAGACACUUGAUAAAACUGCAGCCUCUUUUUUAGCCUAGAGAAAAAUAAAAGUAGUGCACAUACUAUAGCAAGUGGUGCAUUGGUCGCUUGUGUGGUGCGUGCACUGCACAAUCAUAGUCUGCAAGCCAUGAUUGGUAGCAAAGAAGAGAUCGAAAGUUGCAGUGAUGGUUGCACGAUGGUGGCUCGGAUGCCUCGAGCCGGUACAAAGUUUGGAAACCCGUGGCCUCGAUGUUAGUGCAAUAAGGACAAGCGAAUGAACCGAUUUCCACGUUGCGGUGGGAAUAUGUAUCAUACUGUCAAAAAGGCGUGUAGCCUAACUGACUGAAAAAUCUAUCGUGGUGAGACCAGAUGUACAGGGUGCACGCGCAUCUGAAGGCGGGAAGUACUCUUUAAUAACAGCUCUUCGGAGCGCAGCGAACACUUCGUCACCGAUCGUUGCGCCGCUUUUUAAACAAACAUCUUAAGCCUGUUCGCAGCUGUUCUCAGAAUGCGGGAUGCCGUCACUGUUGCCUGCUACGUUAUACUCUCAAGUAUGUUCUGUACAUCGGUUGCAGUGCACACAGUGUUUUUUUCGCAAGGGCAGUGUGCACCGCUUAUCAUCGAACUUUUUUCUGUCGUGCAACAUCCAAGGCUGUUUUGCACUCGUUAGCUGCUUUGUUCUUCAAUGCCGAGCCAUGCUGCCCUUGAAGCUAUAAGGCUGGCUAACGGGCACCAUACCUUUUUUUUUUUUUGGCGCGAGUUGAACUUAUGCUACGAUGGACUGCCUUGCCUUGGUGAUGCCUGCUGCCUGAAUUUUAAAUGCAGUGGCGAAUGAUAUCUCAGGAGAACCGUUUUUUGUUUCGACAGGGCUACAAGAGCUAAGUACUACUUGGCAAGAAUGCCGCUAGCAGAGUGCCUGCUGCCUCUCUGUUAGCGUCGCUUGGCUUUCUAGCUGGUAGCUGAGGCAGCUCAUCAUUGUAAAAGGAAUGUGCGUCGCACUUCGUUGAACAUUCGCGAGGCUGUUCUUUUUGCUGAUACCAUACAUAAUCUUUAGCUACGACUUGUGGAUUGGAAAACGGUGGAGGCGUAGCAAACGCUGCUAUGUUUACAUUGUUCUUCCAUGCUCUUGCAAUUACGUACGAGAUGUUAAGCCCCAUGACGAAGUGUUGUCUGAUGCAAACACACCUUCGUUACAUCUAACAUUCAUUUUAAUCAUUUGUUACAUGCUGAUAGUGGAGAGAAAAAUUUUAUUUACCUUGUUGUACUUUAUACUAUCAUCCGUUAUAUCCACCUUAUGUCAGGGUUCAGUGGUAGCUACAAGCGAAGCCUGACGUGAAGCAACCUUCAUUAUGUCCAACGCUUCAUUGUAUCUGAUAAUCCUUGUAUGUGAGAAAAUUUUAAUUUAUGUAUAUCUAUCAAUAAUUUGUUAUAUCUGUAUUCAUUAUAUCGAUGUUUGAUUGUAGUGACAAGUUAGGUUUUUGGUAAACGCGUUUUUAUUACGCCUAUUUCAUUUUUAACUAGGUAAUGAGCAACUUUUGUCAGGAGUGCAUCCUCCACUCAUGACCUGCGUGACAAAAAAACCUGACACCAGGCUGUGUUCUUGGCUCCUUCUUUCUUCAUAUUGGAACUCUAGUGAUCUGAGGGGGUAAAAAUUUCUUGCUCUCGAGAGCUGUAUUGUGAAGCAUUAGGACUGAGGGAUCUUUCGUUAACAGUGAUUUAUAUCAUCAUCAUCAGCCUGUCUGGCAAAAGGUGAAAAAUCGUAAUUUAAUGAUUCAUACGAAACAAAAUGUCCUCGUUCAUUCUGUGACAAAAUUCAUUUUGCGAGUGUUAGUUGCUGAGCACCGUAAAAGCUACUGUUCUGUCCUUUUGGGACAGCAUAGUAGGGUGUUCUUGGUACAGGAAGGGGCAGGGGGAAGGUAUGUGUGUGUGCUUACAGACAAGUGCAGUGCGUAGGGACUGCAAUUUACCUAUUGCUCAGUUUUGCAACACUCCUCGCAGCGUCAUUGUAGUCAACGGUGGUGCAACUACAGUCCAGAGUGCCACAUUUGCUUCAGCUGGGCCACUGCAGUUGCAGACUACGAAGGAUUUCGAUAUGCGAGCAGGCCUCACGUAAAUGCAUUAGGAGAGACGUAGCUGCUGCAUAAGAUGGCAGUCACUACUCCAGUUCUUGCUGAGUGCUUUUGGUUGUUUAUGCAAAGUGAAGCAGCCGACAACGACGAUGUAAACAAUCAAAGCAGACGACAGUGCUUUAAAGACAAGUUUGAAGCACACAUCGACAGUAAUUUGCCUGCUUCAUGCUUCAAUGUUGGAGGUUUGACUAGUCCCUUAAUGAUACAGUGGACCCUCUUCUUGAAUUGAUCAUCUUGCUUUGGCCACGUUGUAUUCUUUUCUCGAUAACAAUAGCAACUGAAAUUAUUCAGGUGAACAUAAAAACACAUUGCAAAUGCUCCUGCCUAAUAACAGUACGUAACGCGAUUGUGUAAGCCACAUCAAUGUCAAAUACCCUUUGGUUGCACUGCAUCUGUGCUGACCAGAAUUUUGGCUGUGUCAUGAUUGGGUUAGCAGUAGCAUGUCUCGUUAGAAAGCCUGACUCAAUAGUACGGAAGAGGGUUGAUUCUGUAAAGCCUACAGCAAGCAAGUGCAACUUACCGAAUUCUGUUAGCAUUUUGCUGCGCCAUUUUUCAUACGCUCUCGACAAUGAACUGCUCAUUGCCUCUUCUAACUCUCGCAUAUGCCAGCUUGCACAGCUUUUUGCACAUACCAGUGACAAGUUGCACGCUGGAUGUACUUCAUCACUUACUUGCAACAUGCAAAGAAAGCUUAGGAGCAGUCCUUUGGCCAUUCUAUAUUUACGAGCAAGCGCCGUACACUACAAAAUAUAUGAUCUGCACUAUUUUUGUACACACACAUUUUGGAAGGCCUCGGCCCGAAUGUCAACUGCGUUGAUGGACCAAACCUUCUUAUUUUCUUUUUACUGCGCCUCGAAAUUUCCUCGGAAGACCCUUUCCCCAGUCUCCAUUUUUUCCCACGUGUCGCACGCAGCUGAUGUCGUAAUGAGAGUGAUGGCACUGUUCACUCUCUAAUCUCUACAGAGCUGUCGCUCUUUGGUGUAUUGGCUUGUGGCUUGCAUAGAACUCUCAUCGCGCUGCACUGUGGGUGUCUGUAGUCGGGUAGACGAAGUGCACGGGGAUGAUGCCUUUUUGCUGCUGGUAUUUCUCGUAAUCAUCUCUCUCAGUGCUGGCACAAGUGGCUGCUAUAGAAAGCCCUCUGAUGUAUAUGAUUUGUUGUGUAUGUUUUACUAUAUAUAUAUUUACUUGUAGCAGACGGCGUGCUCUGUCGUCUGCUGCGCACUGUUACGAAAAAUCUGCAGUCUGUGUGUGGGUGUACACUUCACUCUGCAAAGCACUGCCUCUCGGUGUUCAGACUGGGUCCUUGUGGUAUAGUCUUUCAUUACAAUCAUAGGAAUAACGCCGCUUCUCUUUUAGUGGCUUUACAACGUCGCUACUACAAUCUCUAAAAUUUAAGAAGACAGAGCUGCUGGUGUAGCAUGCCUUUAUUUUUACUGUGCUUCAAAAGCUGGUUUCAAGAGAGUAUGGAAAGCUAAGUUCGCAGUGUGCUGUUUGCUUUGCUGACAAGCUGUUUCACACUCGCAAGCAGUCGUAACACAUUCAAUGGACCCUCGCAAGCUAAAAGUGGUGAGCUGCUUUAGAGAAUUUAACGAGCUAGAUCGUGAAAAUCUUUGAAGAGCACCAUUUAUUUCCUACUGCAUUGCUAAACUGAUUCAGAACACAAGGUAUUCUCUACCAAAUUUGUGAUGAACAACUUAUGCCUUAGAUAUUGGGGAAUUAGUAUUGCAUUAAAAAAAAUUAAUUGUAGCACAGGUACACAGGAUAAUGGGAACAAAAAUGUACGGACAAGACUGGGCUUUUACUAAGUGUGCAUGGAAGCCUCUGGCAAAAAGCUAAACAGUUUACACAUGAGCUACAUCACACAGAACAGGACAAAGACAAAAAAAGCAAGUAGCAGUGUGCCGAGAUAACUACAGCAAAGGCAAAGCACAAAGAUAAAGAACCAUGCCAACAAGUCAAUAAGAAUGUGCAGUACGCAGUCAAAGCAUGUGAAGUGGAUGUGCAGAGUUUUCGCCUCAGAAUCGCAUCACAUUGCUCAGUCUGCAGUUGUUAUUUUUUCUAGUGAUUUUGAAGAACAUAAUUUGACGUUGAAAGCCACUCGUAGAGGCAACUUGCCAUUGCAAAGCAAACAGCUUCACUUCAGUUGCCCACAGCUUUUCAAAUUUUGGAGCCACACUUUUUUUUAGUUGCCUGCCUCUAAGGAUGAUGGCCCUAGUUUGCUGCCUUAAGACACUGCUGUGCCUCGCGCUGGUGCCUCUAGGUAUACUGUGUCUGCAAUGUUGAAAGCUGCCAAUUGCUCAUAUUUUCAAACGCAGAGGUGUCGGGCAUUGAGGGCUCGCAUUUUCAUAGAAACGGGUCGACCUUGGUGUGUGCAUUGUCACAGGCUGGCCAGUUUCCUAGGUUGCUGUCAACGUGCAGCUUUUUUGUGCGACCAUCUUCCUAGUCGGGUGGUAACUGCUAGACAGUUAAAGCUGUCGAGCGAUUUCACCCAAAAUUCAUUUAGGGGCGAGUGGUGGGUGUUCAGAGCCACUUGCAGAAUUGUAAUUGCAUUUUUCUAUCUUUAACACAGUCCUUGCAGAGUCGAUUUACCUGUGCUGGGAACUUGGUGUGAAAGUUGCUGAAUUUAGCUAGUCUUUAGUCAUCACAGUGAUGAUUUCUUGGAGUCUUCGGGAACUCAUAUAGCAACAUAAAUAGCCAGUAAAUUGCCUAAGAUACUUCACUGAACUUUGGCUAAGUUCACUACCUUGCCCUUACUUUACCCCAAGGCCAAGGGAGAUGCAUGCUCCCUCGUAUUUGUCACUACCCUCAAGGACAUGAAGAGCUUACUAAUGGGUACAUUAAAGUGCUCAUUUCUGAGAUGCAAUAUCGUUUUAGAAAAUUUGCUUAUUUUUUUCCUUUGUAAAUUUUUACAUUGCUGUUUGGUCACCACUCUAUGACGACAGUCAACUUAAAAGCUCAAUUUUUGGUUGAGUCAGUUUCAAAAAUUAAUUUAGAGCUAUAGUUUUGGGAAGGCCCCAUGAUGCCGUUUGGUGAGUGAAACAUUUUAAAAGACAAAUUUCUGAACGAGUCAUCAUAACGGCAACCUGGCAACACUGCCCAGAAAAAAAGACAUUUAAUGUCUUGGAUUCUUCCAUUAGAAUGCAGCUAGAGCAAAGGCCUCUGUGCUUUGUGUUUAAGCUAACAUCUAGUUUUUAGCAUAGUAAAGUGGAAAUUGCUAUGGGUUACCAACUUUUUUAUACCUUUGUGUAUUUUACUGCCCACAACUGAUGCCACCCAGGAAAUUCAAUGCUCGUUGCACACACGACAACACGGCUAUUCUGUGACAAUGUCCUCACCGAGGGCAGCCAUCGCAUUCUUGAGAGAUGCUCUGUGUUGUAAUCACACUAUGCAGGUGUCGGGAGCGUAGAUCUGAUAUUUGCCAGCUAGAUGCCUUUGCAAUUGCUAAAGCAAUGCAUGCCAAUUGCGUUCACGAGCUUGAUUGGAACCAACGAGACGUCUUAUAUACAGGCUGCCUGAAGUGUAUGCUGUUGUAAUGUUGAAAGCUGUGUAUGAAAUAAAUAUUUUACAAAGGCAAA
Rhipicephalus sanguineus (brown dog tick) is the source of this 9899-nucleotide messenger RNA. Its product is annotated as X-linked retinitis pigmentosa GTPase regulator. The record is from RefSeq and is a predicted model, not a curated record. Lineage: Eukaryota; Metazoa; Arthropoda; Arachnida; Ixodida; Ixodidae. The transcript is spliced from 18 exons. Bases 194 to 2068 code for a protein of 624 amino acids.